CCAACAGAAAGCAGCUCUCUCUCUCUAGCUCUCUCUCCUAACAGCUUGGAGGAUUCUGAUUGGAAGAACCUUGUCGGAUUAUACUUUUUAUCAUCACACAGAACAGGAAUCCAGUCCACAAUGGAUCUGUGUCAAGCCAUUCUCCUGCUGCACUUCAUCUGUCUGACCUUCUUGGGAUUAGUUGCGGGCAGAAUGGAAUUUAUCCCGGGAGACAGAAAAAAAUGGAGCUCUCUUGGGAUGCACAGGCUAAGAAGGGACUUGAAGGUGGCAGUCCAAUCAGCGCCGGUGACGGAUCCAGCCUUAGAAUCCUCAUUCGUCAAAAACGAGGAUGUUAAGGAUCCCCUGAACUUCCAGCAUGGCAGCAAUGAUGCCCACAUCCGUGUAAAGAGAUACAGACACAACUUCCACCACUUGCAGUCGGUGAAAGUGGGCUGCAGAUUUGGGACUUGCACGGUGCAGAACUUGGCACACCAGAUCUUUCAGUACACCGACAAAGACAAAGACAGCACAGCCCCAGUGAACAAGAUCAGCUCGCAGGGGUAUGGUCGGAGGAGAAGGUCUCUCCCUGACAAGAAGCUCCAGUUGACUGUUAUGGAUGGUCACAUCAAGCCACAUUGGGUGAGCACCAGCACAUCAGGGAACCAGCUUGGUGGCUCCCAGCCAAAGUUCCUGGAUGUUAUUUAUGCAGGAAAACCCAGACAAGGCAGGGAAACCUGGAAAAAAGGCAAAAUGUUGCAAAUGUUGCUCAAGACUUAAAAAAAAUAAAAGAAGAAGAACAGAACAUCCGAGUGGAGAUGUAGCAACUUCUUCAGAAAGGUCUUCUCCUUAGAGAAGCUCAUGGAAUUCCUGCUGUGAUUCCCAGUCAAAGGGGAUGGGAAUGCCGUAAAAAGUGUUAGAAAGUCAACGAAGGAUCAGGUUCCAGGUGGACAUGUGGAACCUGUGGACAUGGCAGAGAAAAAAAGAACCAAGCUCCGCCUAUUGGAUUUUGCUGGUUUAUUUUGCACUUUUUUGGACUUUUGCAAAGACAGCACGGAAGGGACGUACACACAUGAAGUGGAUACUGGCUUAGGGUGGGUGUACUCUUGAGCCUGACCCCGUUGGGACUGGCUGAGUGCUGAAAUACCGGGUUCACCUUACCUUGGAUAAGCAGAGUGAAGCCUCCAGGCUUAACUAGAAACCUCAGUGUGGGGACCAGGAGGUCCCAAUAGCUCCACCUUGUGGUGGCCAGAGAUUUAUAGACAAUCCUGCUUUUGGUUACUCAGGGGGUGGGGAUGUGUUUGUGCUAUUUGCUCCCCUUUCCCCUAUUCUCUAACAGCCCAUGGACUUGUUACAGAGACUCAUUAAAUGGAUUAUUCUUAAAGUGCCACCCGGGUGAACCUGGUUCCUCGGUGAUCACUGUCUGAUACUUGAACUUCAAACCUUAAGUGCAAUCACUGUCUUCCUAAAGAGACACACACACAUAUUUAAAUUCUACUGUUUAUGUUUUGUAUUGUCUUAACAAAUCCAAAAAAAGUUAUUUUUUUUACAUGAAAAUUGUAUAUUGUGUGCUUUAUUUUUAUUACUGGGUUGGCUGUAUGAAUGGGUUCCAUGGAUGUGUCUGUCUAUUUGUUGUUUUUUUUUUUACAUUCUGAAAAUGAAAAUGAUGUUUUGUUUAAAAGCCUAAUGAUUUCAAUGACAAUGAUAAAUAAAAAAAACCCAUAAAUAAA
Xenopus laevis (African clawed frog) is the source of this 1706-nucleotide messenger RNA. RefSeq names its product adrenomedullin S homeolog (gene adm.S). Gene Ontology annotation, cellular component: extracellular region. Gene Ontology annotation, molecular function: hormone activity; adrenomedullin receptor binding. The coding region runs from base 121 to 756 and encodes 211 amino acids. Gene Ontology annotation, biological process: adrenomedullin receptor signaling pathway; positive regulation of heart rate; adenylate cyclase-activating G protein-coupled receptor signaling pathway. NCBI's taxonomy places the organism in Eukaryota, Metazoa, Chordata, Amphibia, Anura, Pipidae. The transcript has 4 exons. The record is from RefSeq and is a predicted model, not a curated record.